AUGGGUAACGACGGUGGAAGUAUUCCCACGCGCCGCGAACUCGUCCGCGAAGCGGCGCGCAACCCCAGCACCGCCCAAGUGAAAGAAGCGCAGCGCGAGCUCCAAGAACACUACUGGACGACAUGUCCGCUAUCGCACAAGCCGCUGAUGCGGCCGAUCGUGUCCGACAGCGCGGGCAACCUGUACAACAAAGACGCCGUGCUGAAAUUCCUGCUCGCCGGCGACGACACGGAGGGCAUCAGCUCGAAAGCGGACUGCGAGGAGAUCCUGGGCGGGCGGGUGAAGGGGCUGCGCGACGUGGUGGAGCUGAAGUUCGAGAUCGACACCGAGCGCGGCGAGCACCCGGCGCAGCACAAGCUCGACCGGCGCGAGGCGUGGAUCUGCCCCGUCACCGCGAAGCAGCUCGGCCCCAAUGUCAAGUCCGUGUACCUGGUGCCGUGUGGGCAUGUGUUUUCGGAGGAGGCGAUCCGCCAGCUGAAGGAGGAUAAGUGUCUGCAGUGUAAUGAGGGGUAUACCGCGGAGAAUGUCAUCCCUAUUCUGCCGGUGAAGGAGGCCGAUAAGCAGGCGCUGGUGGCGCGCGCGCAGAAGCUGGCGGAGCAGGGCCUGACGCAUUCGCUUAAGAAGGCACCUGGCUCGAAGAAGCGCAAGAAGCAGGCUAAUGGCGAGGCGGCCGCGGCGGAGACCGAUGGCGCUGCGGAGAAGGAGAAGAAGGCGCCCUCUCGGAGUCACUCAUCCACGUCGACCCCCGGUGCGGCUAAUGGGAUCAAGAACGCGGCGACGGCCGUGCUGACUGCGCGAGUGCUCGAAGAAGAGAAUGAGAAGAAGAAGCGGAGGAAGAUGAUGGGGCUGAAUGAGAAUCUGGACAGCCUCUUCACGAAAGAAUCUAAAGACGGGAAGAUGAAGAACACGGACUUUAUGACGAGAGGGUUUACCAUGCCUACGGCCGCCAAAAGAUGA
Molecule: messenger RNA, 957 nt
Organism: Aspergillus terreus NIH2624
Lineage: Eukaryota; Fungi; Ascomycota; Eurotiomycetes; Eurotiales; Aspergillaceae
Exons: 2
Coding region: 1-957 (318 amino acids)
Biological process (GO): mitotic DNA replication termination; site-specific DNA replication termination at RTS1 barrier
Cellular component (GO): nucleus
Source: RefSeq, a predicted model, not a curated record